Fonsecaea erecta is the source of this 483-nucleotide messenger RNA. RefSeq lists its product as hypothetical. The transcript has 2 exons. The record is from RefSeq and is a predicted model, not a curated record. Bases 1 to 483 code for a protein of 160 amino acids. NCBI's taxonomy places the organism in Eukaryota, Fungi, Ascomycota, Eurotiomycetes, Chaetothyriales, Herpotrichiellaceae.
AUGCCUCUCUACGACGUCGAACACGUCGUCGCCCUCACGCCGGACCAACAGGAGGCGCUCGCCAAGGCGUUCACGGAGCUGCACUCGAUGCGCUUCAAGACGCCGCGCUUCUUCCUCAACGUCCGCUACACCGACUCCAGCAGGCAGGUGGUCUUCCGCAAUGGCAGGCGGGCGGUCUACAACCGUGUCAUCCUGCGGACGCGGGCCGGCGAGCUGCGGUCCAAAGAACUGUACGACGAGCACUGUCGGGAUAUCAUCAAGAUCUGGGAGGACAUUGUGGGGAAGGAAGGGGAGCUGGGGUUGAGGACCGUGUGGGUGAUGGGGGCCUUGACCACUGCCGUCGAGUGCGGCAUCGCCAGGCCAAAAGUGGGCGAGGAAGACGAGUGGCUCAAAGCACACAUGGACGAAUUUCGAAACCUGGCAGCAGCAGGCGAUGAGGACUUCAAGGAAUUGGUCCAGGAACUCGACUCAAGAGGUCAAUAA